UUGAAGGCGUGUGUCCUCCUCACUUCUCCAUUAUCUUCUCCCUCACAUUAAUAAUAUAAUAUUCUCUAUCUUAUAACAAUAUUCUUAUAUUUAUCAUUUCUUCCAUGGCAAGCAAUCAAGCAGUUAUAUCACUAAACAACACCAAAUUUCCUCUUGCCAUAUCCAAUAAUAAUGAUCUCGAGCACCCAUCAGCAACAACAACAACAAACCUAGAGCUCGAAUCGAAAGACGUUGAAUUCGACUACUCAAAACGAGCACAGUGGCUCAGAGCAGCUGUUCUCGGUGCAAACGACGGUUUAGUAUCAACUGCAUCACUGAUGAUGGGCGUUGGUGCUGUUAAACAAGAUAUCAAGGUCAUGAUACUAACCGGGUUCGCCGGUUUAGUAGCCGGCGCUUGUAGUAUGGCGAUCGGUGAGUUUGUGUCUGUGUAUUCUCAGUUAGAUAUAGAACUAGGGCAAAUGAAGAGAGACAAAGAGAGGGGAAUAAUAAAAGAAGAAAAUGAAAAUGAAGGAGAGAGGGAACAUUUACCAAACCCAUUACAAGCAGCAGCUGCAUCAGCACUUGCAUUUUCAGUGGGUGCAAUGGUUCCAUUAUUAGCUGCUUCUUUCAUUAGAGAUUAUAAACUCAGACUCGGAGUUGUGGCUGCAGCGGUGAGUUUGGCUUUGGUUAUAUUUGGAUGGCUCGGAGCUGUCUUGGGUAAGGCUCCUGUGGUUAAAUCUUCUAUUAGGGUUUUGGUUGGAGGGUUAAUGGCUAUGGCUAUAACCUUUGGUCUAACCAAGUUGAUUGGGUCAAGCGCACUUUAAUUUCACCAAAUUCAAAAAUAUUUGCAUAAUUAUUUCAACCUUUAACGUAAAUUUCAUCACGAUAUCAAUGAUCAGAAUUAUAAUAUAUAGUUUAAUUAUAAUUACUUUUAUUUCUUUUUUUGGUAUAUUGGGUGGGAGUUGUGUGUAUUCUUGAAGAAUGUCAGUGGGUUACCUUUAAUAUAUAGUUUUUUUUGCGUAUUAUAUGCGGGGUGACAUGUGCAUGGAAAGAAGUUUGGGUUUGAUAUAAGAUGGAAGAAGAAGCCAAUUAAACUGUGAUAUGAGAAGAGAAGUGAUGAGUAGCCUUUAUUUGUAUUUUUUAAGCUUUGUAUGUUUCUUCUUUAUAUAGAAAUAAAAUUUCUCAUUGUUACAGAAAAUGAUUUCCUCUUUUAAUGUUCUAGCUAUAUGUAUAUAUUUAUCUCUUUUACAGCCAGAUGUGAAAAUUAUAAUAUUCAGUUGA
This is a messenger RNA of Mercurialis annua (annual mercury), 1260 nucleotides long. RefSeq names its product vacuolar iron transporter homolog 1-like. The record is from RefSeq and is a predicted model, not a curated record. The coding region runs from base 105 to 803 and encodes 232 amino acids. Lineage: Eukaryota; Viridiplantae; Streptophyta; Magnoliopsida; Malpighiales; Euphorbiaceae. Gene Ontology annotation, cellular component: membrane. Gene Ontology annotation, biological process: intracellular manganese ion homeostasis. Gene Ontology annotation, molecular function: manganese ion transmembrane transporter activity; iron ion transmembrane transporter activity. The transcript has a single exon.